AUGGAGCUAGAACCGCCGACCCCAGCGGGUGCGACGAACGAGCAAUCCCUCCUCGAGACCGCACACUCCCUCCAGACCCUCCUCACGACUCGCCUCGCCUCUUCUUCCACAUUGCCAGAUCUAUCAGCCGCCUCCCUUCAUCGUCUCACUGCAACAUCGCCUACCUCGGUACACGACCUCCGUGCCGCGCUCGCCUCGACCGUCUCGACCCUCCGCUCCGGCGUCUCGCAGUUCUCCUCUCUCGCGCUACCUAAAGCCGAUUCGGUGGCCGGGGAAGAGACGAAGGACGUCAAGGCCAGACGGGACCGCUACCUCACCCUCCUGCGAGAUGCAGCAGGGACCGAAUCGUCCUUGCUGGCGGCACGCAAAGACGAUGCGGAACGGGCCAGGCGAGUUUUGAAACGGCGAAGACGAGACUACGAAGAUGUAUGGGAGGUGACCACGCCGCGGAUGAGCGGCUCGGACGGGCCUACCGUGUUGAGCGUGCUCGAAGGUCUGGCGAAAGAGCUUGAGCUCGUCACGUUUCGCGACGACGACGGCAUCGACGGCGGCAGGAAAGACGGACCCGUAACGCUAAGCGUCGGAGGGAAAGUCAUGGUUGUCGACUUCGAAGUCGUCGGUGAGAUGGACGUCGCGAAGGUCAAGGUCGCCUAUGUCGUCGACGGGCAGGACCUGCAGUGCUCUGUUGCAGCGGAAAAACUGCAAGGGCUGCUGCGGUGCUCUCAGGAGGAAAAGGAGGACGAGGCAGUGAGGCAGCGGUGUUGGCGGGGCGUCAAGACUCUGCUCGAGCAGCUGAAGGAGCUGGACGAGGCGACUGAGCGGCUGGGGCAGGAUUGCUUCACAGCGCUGAACCGAACGCUUCCGGAUGACCUGAAGUCUGCGCUUCCGCUCCCUGCGAUAAGAGCGGAUGCUGAAGACGUUCAGCUGCCGCUCCUCCUACCGACUCUUUCAUCAUUCCAGCCCUUCCUUGUCUAUCACGCCACGCCCUUCGCCCGGCUCUCCGCAGCCUUCGCAUCCACCAUAUCCUCCGCAACUUCCCCUGCCGACCCGUCCUCCUCCACGCCCCCACUCAAACUCUCGCUCCGCCAGGCAGGCGUCUACAGCCUCCGCAUCUCGCUCGCCGCGAUCGAAGACGACCUUGGCGCAGCAGGAAAAGACUCGCAGACCUACGUUGCUACGCUCGACCCGCCUGUCCCGUUUGAGGCGGCGACUGGUCGUGCGGUCUGCAAGGUGCUGGGCAUCGAGAUGCGGGCGGCGAAGGAAGGAUCGGAGACCCCGCUCAUGAGGGCGCGGAGUCAGGAAAGAGGUCUGCUUGACUUGUUGCUUCCGCUGACGGGCGGCGAGCAACGGGAAGCGGAUCAGAGGACGCUCGAAAUGGCUUUCCCUGCUUCUCCCACCGACAUCGCCCUCACAAUCCGCUUCACCAUCGCUCCCAUCGUCGGCAACACCCCCGAACCCGCCUUCCUCGCCACGCACCUCCGCUUCAAGGCCGCUCGGGACCUGCAAGACGCGCUGAAAGUGCUGGAAGCGCAAGUGCGGAUGAACGAGUUGGUCAAGAGCGUCGCGCUGGAGCAGGAGUUGAGAAGAGAGCGGGAUGGUCAGGGUGAUGCGGCAGUGCCGGACCCGAAGCGGAGGAAGGAGGUGGGCCCAGCGGAGGCGAAGGAGGAAGUGAAGAUCUCGCUGGACGAUCUUUUCGCGGCGCCGAGUGCCAACUCGCCCCUCAUCCUCCCCGUCUCGAUCUACUACCCCUCUCCCGCGUCCGCCCUUCCUUCCUCCUCUUCCACUCCCGGUCCAUCGCUCGCCCUCUCCUUCCCCUUUCCUCCCAUCUCACCUUCCUCACCUCUCACCGGCCUCCCCCUCACUCUCACUCUCACAAGCCCGUUCCCAUCCGCUGAAUCGCCAGACGAGCGGACGUACCGCGUUUCCUUCGUGGCGCCUCAAGCAGUCGUUGAGGCGCUCAGCGGAGCACGGGGGGAGGAAGCGCUGGAGAAGCGCGUAGAGAGGGUGUUGGUGGCCACGGGCAAUUUGGGCUUGGAACUGAGGGCGGUCGUAAGGGAGCUGGGAAGGGUGGUGGGAUCAAACGUGUCGGGAGAGUAG
Rhodotorula toruloides NP11 is the source of this 2097-nucleotide messenger RNA. RefSeq lists its product as uncharacterized. The transcript has 4 exons. NCBI's taxonomy places the organism in Eukaryota, Fungi, Basidiomycota, Microbotryomycetes, Sporidiobolales, Sporidiobolaceae. The record is from RefSeq and is a predicted model, not a curated record. Bases 1 to 2097 code for a protein of 698 amino acids.